AUGGAGAGUCGUACCCCACCGUACCAUGGAGAGUCGUACCCCACCGUACCAUGGAGAGUCGUACCCCACCGUACCAUGGAGAGUCGUACCCCACCGUACCAUGGAGAGUCGUACCCAGCCGUAUCAUGGAGAGUCAUACUCCACCGUACCAUGGAGAGUCAUACCCCACCGUACCAUGGAGAGUCAUACCCCACCGUACCAUGGAGAGUCGUACCCCACCGUACCAUGGAGAGUCGUACCCCACCGUACCAUGGAGAGUCAUACCCCACCGUAUCAUGGAGAGUCAUACCCCACCGUACCAUGGAGAGUCGUACCCCACCGUACCAUGGAGAGUCGUACCCCACCGUAUCAUGGAGAGUCAUACUCCACCGUACCAUGGAGAGUCAUACUCCACCGUACCAUGGAGAGUCGUACCCCACCGUACCAUGGAGAGUCGUACCCCACCGUACCAUGGAGAGUCGUACCCCACCGUACCAUGGAGAGUCAUACUCCACCGUACCAUGGAGAGCCGUACACAGCCGUACCAUGGAGAGUCGUACCCCACCGUACCAUGGAGAGUCAUACUCCACCGUACCAUGGAGAGCCGUACACAGCCGUACCAUGGAGAGUCGUACCCCACCGUACCAUGGAGAGUCAUACUCCACCGUACCAUGGAGAGUCAUACUCCACCGUACCAUGGAGAGUCGUACCCAGCCGUACCAUGGAGAGUCAUACUCCACCGUACCAUGGAGAGUCAUACCCCACCGUACCAUGGAGAGUCGUACCCCACCGUACCAUGGAGAGUCGUACCCCACCGUACCAUGGAGAGUCAUACUCCACCGUACCAUGGAGAGCCGUACACAGCCGUACCAUGGAGAGGUAUCAUGGAGAGUCGUACCCCACCGUACCAUGGAGAGUCCCAGCCGUACCAUGGAGAGUCAUACUCCACCGUACCAUGGAGAGUCGUACUCCACCGUACCAUGGAGAGUCGUACCCCACCGUACCAUGGAGAGUCAUACUCCACCGUACCAUGGAGAGCCGUACACAGCCGUACCAUGGAGAGUCAUACCCACCGUACCAUGGAGAGUCAUACUCCACCGUACCAUGGAGAGUCAUACUCCACCGUACCAUGGAGAGCCGUACCCAGCCGUACCAUGGAGAGUCAUACUCCACCGUACCAUGGAGAGUCAUACUCCACCGUACCAUGGAGAGUCAUACUCCACCGUACCAUGGAGAGCCGUACACAGCCGUACCAUGGAGAGUCGUACCCAGCCGUACCAUGGAGAGUCAUACUCCACCGUACCAUGGAGAGUCAUACUCCACCGUACCAUGGAGAGUCAUACUCCACCGUACCAUGGAGAGCCAUACUCCAGCCGUACCAUGGAGAGUCAUACUCCACCGUACCAUGGAGAGUCGUCCACCCCACCGUACCAUGGAGAGCCGUACCCAGCCGUACCAUGGAGAGUCAUACUCCACCGUACCAUGGAGAGCCGUACCCAGCCGUACCAUGGAGAGUCAUACUCCACCGUACCAUGGAGAGUCGUACCCCACCGUACCAUGGAGAGUCAUACUCCACCGUACCAUGGAGAGUCAUACUCCACCGUACCAUGGAGAGUCGUACCCCACCGUACCAUGGAGAGUCAUACUCCACCGUACCAUGGAGAGCCGUACCCAGCCGUACCAUGGAGAGUCGUACCCCACCGUACCAUGGACAGCCGUACCCAGCCGUACCAUGGAGAGUCAUACUCCACCGUACCAUGGAGAGUCGUACCCCACCGCACCAUGGACAGCCGUACCCAGCCGUACCAUGGAGAGUCAUACUCCACCGUACCAUGGAGAGCCGUACCCAGCCGUACCAUGGAGAGUCGUACCCCACCGUACCAUGGACAGCCGUACCCAGCCGUACCAUGGAGAGUCAUACUCCACCGUACCAUGGAGAGUCAUACUUCACCGUACCAUGGAGAGUCAUACUCUACCGCACCAUGGACAGCCGUACCCCACCGUACCAUGGAGAGCCGUACGUGGAGACACCCCACCGUACCAUGGAGAGUCGUACCCCACCGUACCAUGGAGAGUCGUACCCCACCGUACCAUGGAGAGUCAUACUCCACCGUACCAUGGGGAGUCGUACCCCACCGCACCAUGGACAGCCGUACCCAGCCGUACCAUGGAGAGUCAUACUCCACCGUACCAUGGAGAGUCGUACCCCACCGUACCAUGGACAGCCGUACCAUGGAGAGCCGUACACAGCCGUACCACGGAGAGUCGUACUCCACCGUACCAUGGAGAGUCGUACCCCACCGUACCAUGGAGAGUCAUACUCUACCGUACCAUGGAGAGUCAUACUUCACCGUAUUAUGGAGAGUCAUACCCCACCGUACCAUGGAGAGUCGUACCCCACCGUACCAUGGAGAGUCAUACUCCUCCGUACCAUGGAGAGUCGUACCCCACCGUACCAUGGAGAGUCGUACCCCACCGUACCAUGGAGAGUCACCGUACCAUGGAGAGUCGUACCCCACCGUACCAUGGAGAGUCAUACCCCCCUCCGUACCAUGGAGAGUCAUACUCAUCCGUACCAUGGAGAGUCAUAGUUCACCGUAUUAUGGAGAGUCAUACCCCACAGUACCAUGGAGGGUCGUUCUUCACCGUACCAUGGAGAGUCGUUCUUCACCGUACCAUGGAGAGUCGUUCUCCAACAUACCUUAUAGGUGUGCAGCACGUGGUCCUUGA
Messenger RNA from Oncorhynchus keta (chum salmon), 2709 nucleotides. RefSeq lists its product as uncharacterized. The coding region runs from base 1 to 2709 and encodes 902 amino acids. Lineage: Eukaryota; Metazoa; Chordata; Actinopteri; Salmoniformes; Salmonidae. The transcript has a single exon. The record is from RefSeq and is a predicted model, not a curated record.